Hypoxylon trugodes is the source of this 1641-nucleotide messenger RNA. RefSeq names its product heterokaryon incompatibility protein-domain-containing protein. The coding region runs from base 659 to 1492 and encodes 277 amino acids. NCBI's taxonomy places the organism in Eukaryota, Fungi, Ascomycota, Sordariomycetes, Xylariales, Hypoxylaceae. The transcript is spliced from 2 exons. The record is from RefSeq and is a predicted model, not a curated record.
UGUGGUGAGGAACACAUGCUUAUUGUUGUGUACCUCAAUAAGAGUUCUUAACACGACUGGCACCCAUCCUCUUUUCCAAAUCGUUUAUUCAGCUACUGUGUCGUAUAAGCCCCUCGGCCAUUAAGAAUAAUGGCACUAUGUCACUCUCACCGGUUGGUUAAUCAACCAGUAGCACGCGGGAAUUUUGUAGAGCAGCGUCUGGUGCUUCUGGAUAUGCUACGUCAUCGGCUUAGUAUCAACGAUAACUCGCCAAAAUGUUACGCGUGUGAAUUACUUCUAGAGGCUUUAGUAAAGUUCAAGCCUGGAUGGAUCGAAGGUUUAUUGAUAUCGAAUUCUCAAGUCUCCCUGUCAAACAUUGAAAUCUCAGUCAGGAAAGAUGACAAGUUCAAACUACAAGGAGUGACAGUUAAUCAACUGAUACGAUCUGUACAAUAUGCGUCGACAAUUUACCAAAAAUUGCUGAUCUCGUUUAAUAUGAUCCUUCCGUUAGAAGAAAAUACAUUCACCAUAUACAAUGUUCCCGAGCCUUCAUCCUCGAUUCCCAUAUCAGACGAAGCUAUUUGGAUUAAUAAGUGUCAAAAUUGGGAUGUCCUAGAAGACUUGACGACUGACGCGACCUUCGAUUGUGCUGCUACGUGGCUAUCUCACUGUAGGGAGUAUGAUGAGCCCUGCAAACCUCCAGAUCCAACGUUCAAACCAAGCCACCUUCUCAAUGUCAAUGUCGGUCGUGAGCCAUUCCUCUUUAAGCCUGCCCUUUAAGCCUAAAGAACCAGCAAAAUACGCUUGCCUUAGUUAUUGCUGGGGAGAAAGCAAAGAUGUCAUUAAGACGACGCCGUCCAAUCUCGAAAGCCAUAAAAAUAUCAUUCCCCUAAGUUCUAUGCCCAAGACUAUUCAGGAUGCCGUGAGGGUCUGCAGGGGCCUUGGCCUGCAUCUAUGGGUUGAUUCUCUGUGCAUUAUCCAAGACGACGGUGACCUUUGGUUGAAAGAUGCAUCCGACAUGGACCGCAUUUACCUCAACUCCCACCUCACAAUUGCAGCUUUGGAGCCAAGCAGUUGUGAAAUGGGGUUCCUGGGGAAACAGAAGUUUGGCCUUCCUGAGUGGCAACAUACCUUACGGGGAGCGAUUGUCCGACCAGAACCAGACGAAGACCUUGUGCACUCGCUAGAUAAAAGAGGCUGGUGUCUACAGGAAACGAUGCUCUCUCAACGGAAGCUCUACUUCAACGGGAACGAAAUGAGCUGGGAAUAUUUAUGUCGCAAGGUUUACGAGUGCGGACACCAUGUCUGGCCCAUGAAUGCUUUGGGGCAUGGGCAGACCAAAUUAGGCGUCGUCCAGCUCGGUACAUUGUUAAAGGAAAGUUUUCUAUCCACGCCAGUGCCAAAGCCGAUCCUUGAUCCCAUUAGGUAUGAAUACAAACGUAUACUAAUCCUAUUAGGAUCCACGUCGCUCCAUGGUAUCGAGGGAGCGCCGACCAGAUUCCAUGAGAUCUAGAGAGAAAUAAUCUACCAUUAUUCACGGCGCUUGCUUUCUCGAAAGAGCGAUAAGUUGGUAGCGCUAACUGGGCUGGCCAAUAUGAUGCCUAAGAACGAGUACCUUUUCGGGCUCUGGGAUACAGACCUACAUUUCGGCUUAGCAUGGGA